AUGUCCUUCCGCGAGAGACGGCGGUCCACGCCACUGCCCGUCGCCUCCGAACCCACCGUCGAUUUCCAGUCUGCCACCGAGGCCAUGCAGCGUGCCGCCGACGCCAUGAUUGCUGCCACCGAGUCGUUCCGCCAGCAAUUUCACCAGCAGGACAUAAACACCUCCGGCCAGGGUUCUCAGAGUAGCGAGGGCUCUGGUUCAGGGUCUAGGUCUGGUUCCGGUUCUGGCUUCGCUUCCAGUCCCAACACAAUCUCCGGUUCCGCCGCCAACCGCGCCGCCUCGGCCGCCUCCCACCGUACAACCGCGUCGGGCCGGCGGCGGGCCGUGUCCUAUCAGCAACAGACCACCACCUACCAGCCGUACCGUCCGCCCUCGACCGACGCUGCUCCGCAGAGCACCGUCUACCCUCCAUCCCCGGCGGUGCCCAGGCCAGGCUCGGCCGCCAGUGCUUCACAGAUAAACCACGCCUAUCCGCCGUCCGUCCAUCGAAACAACAGCACCACACCCACCCAUUCGCACUCCCAGUCCCUGCCGCACCCCAAUUCCCAUCCCAACACCAAACUCAGCCCACGCAACCCCUACCACACCUACCGCGCCGCCCGCAGCAGCACCGGCUCUCCGGCCCCGCCCGUCUCGUUCCACAACAACAAUGCAGCGUCGCAUCUUCACAUGAGCGGGACGACCGCCAGCAUGCCUUCCGUGCCCCUGUCUGAGUUUUAUACAGUCAACCCCGAUACGGCGGCCACAAUGCCGCCCGGGUCCGGGCCUGCACCCGCACUCGCACGAACCCCCGCGCCUGCUCAGCCCGUCAUGCUCAACAAUUCCACCAUCCGCCUGGUCGAGCUGCCCGGCCCGCUUGCGAUGCACCCGCUCUCAAACGAUCCGCAGCAGCCGCCACGGGCUCUCCAGCAGCAGUCACAGCAGCAGCAACAACAACAACUACACCAGCAAGAACAACAGCAACAAGCGGCUGAUGCGUCGACAUCAUCAGCCAACAACGUUAUUGCUCAACCAGCUGCAUCCGCCGCCUCGGCAUCGAUCCCGCGCCCAUCCACCUCGCGUGCCUCCCACGCCAGCUUCUCCCUCAUGCCCAAGGUUCCCAACUCCCCAGGCGCCGGGCCCUCGCGGCGGCUAACCCUGACACCUCCCGUGGCUCCGCCUGUCCCACCUCCUGCCGCAGUCGUCAGGCCGUCGUCCUCGAGCAAUCCCGCCGGCGGCCACCGCCCCUCCAUGUCCUCAUACAUCGACCUCAUCGAGGCUGCCUCCCGCCUCAAGCGCACCCACUCCUACCAGGGCGGCGCGCACGCCGGUGAGCUGAUCCCACGUGACGCCUCCUAUACGCCGGUCACCCCGGGCGGCGUGACGGACGACGGUGACGGCACGGCCGGCGAAACCACCGAGGUCGAGCGGGGGCGUGACCGCAAGCACGACAGGGCCCAGGAUCGAUAUCGCGAACGCGAACGAGACGCUAAAGUCGCAGCCGCAACCGAAGCUGCAGCCGAACACGAGCCGGAGCCUGUCCUGCAGAUCGGCCGCUACACAUAUGUCCGCUCCGAUUCCGGCGACCACGACUACCGCGCGUCGCUGAUCCGCGACGAUGGCUCGCGCCGGUACACCACGCGGCCCGUGACGCGCAACAGCCUAGUUGGUGGCGGCAGUCUCGCGGGCAGCCUGCGGCGGCUGCCCUCCCUGCGCCGCCCCCCGCCCAAAACGCCCUCGCCCAAUGCCCCGCAUGGCUUUUCCUUGCUGCACGAGGCGCUGUUUGUGCUUGUCGUGUGCCUGUCGCAGGUCCUGAUGCUGGCCGGCAUCGCCCAGGCCCUUGUUCCUGCGCAAGCCAUGAGCCGCUCCUUCCCCGACGCCAGCCCGGGCAACAUUGCCUGGUACACCGCUGCCUAUGGCCUGACGUCUGGCACAUUUGUGCUCCCGGCGGGCCGCGUGGGCGACCUGUUUGGCCACCGGCGCGUGUUUGUCAUUGGUUUUGUCUGGUUUGCCGCCUGGAGUCUGCUGGCGGGGUUCACGCCAGCCGUCCAGCACGCCGGCGGCGACGCGGCCACGUCGCACAGAGGCACCACCCUCUUCAUCGUCUGCCGCGCCAUGCAAGGCAUCGGCCCGGCCAUGCUGGUGCCCAACGGACAGGCCAUGCUGGGCCGCGCCUACCCGCCCGGCCCCCGCAAGAACUUGGUCAUGUGCCUCUUUGGCGCCUCGGCACCCGUGGGCUUCGUGGCCGGCGCCGUCAUGUCGUCGCUGUUUGCUAUUUACGCCUCGUGGCCGUGGGCCUUUUGGACGCUGGCCGCCGUGUGUGUGGCCCUGGCCGCCGUCAGCAUGCUGGUGCUGCCAGCCGACGAGGUCAACGUCCAGGAGCUGAACCCAAAGCGGGCGACGAUGGACACCAUGCACACCAUGGACACCUCCCGUCUCGACGACGACGACGACAACGACGACGCGGACGACGCCGUUUUCUCCAAGAAGAAGGUGACCGCGCAGGAAAGCCUCUGGGUGCGCAUGGACGGCAUGGGCAUUCUGCUGGGCGUCGCCGGGCUGGUGCUCGUCAACUUUGCGUUCAACCAGGCGCCCAUUGUCGGCUGGGCCACGCCCUACACGUACUUUUUGCUCAUCUUGGGCCUCUUCUUUGUUGCCGCGUUCCUCUACGUCGAGGCCUUCCAGGCCGUCUGCCCGCUCGUGCCGCUCGCCGCCAUGCGCUGCACCACCAACUUUGUCCUGGGCUGCACCGCCACCGGCUGGGGCUGCUUCUCCGUCUGGGUCUACUAUGCCGUCCAGAUGUUCGAGACCCUGCGCGGCUGGUCCCCGCUCAUGACCAGCGCCGCGUUCGCGCCCGCGCCCGUCACCGGCCUGCUGGCCAGCCUGCUGACCGGCGUCCUGUUCAGCCGCGGCGUCAAGCCCCAUUGGGUCAUGCUCCUCAGCAUGUUUGCCUUUUUCGUCGGCAGCCUGCUGUUUGCCACCUCCGCGCCCGACCAGCUCUACUGGUUCAACCCCUUCUUCAGCAUCCUCAUCAUGCCCUUUGGCAUGGACAUGUCCAACCCGGCCGCCAUCAUCCUCGUCAGCAACAGCGUCCGCCGUGAGCACCAGGGCAUCGCCGCCAGCCUUGUCGUGACAUUUGUCAACUACGCCAUCUCCUUGGCCCUCGGCAUCGCCGGCUCCGUCGAGGCCGGCGUCUUUGACGCCGACAACCUGCUGGUCGGCUACCGUGCCGCGCAGUACUUUGGCCUCGGCCUGGGUGGGCUGGGCAUUCUGUUCGGGACCGCGUUUUUGUGCCAGAGCUACCUGCGCACGCCACCGGCCUCUCCAGUGUCGGACGAGAAGGCCGGUCGUAUUUGA
Molecule: messenger RNA, 3336 nt
Organism: Sporothrix schenckii 1099-18
Lineage: Eukaryota; Fungi; Ascomycota; Sordariomycetes; Ophiostomatales; Ophiostomataceae
Exons: 1
Coding region: 1-3336 (1111 amino acids)
Biological process (GO): transmembrane transport
Cellular component (GO): membrane
Molecular function (GO): transmembrane transporter activity
Source: RefSeq, a predicted model, not a curated record